Messenger RNA from Dibothriocephalus latus, 771 nucleotides. The record is from the annotation of a GenBank genome assembly. Lineage: Eukaryota; Metazoa; Platyhelminthes; Cestoda; Diphyllobothriidea; Diphyllobothriidae.
AUGCUGCGUGAAUCUACUGUGGAAGAACCCAUCCAGGCAACAUCCUCGGGUGGAAUUAGCCGCAGUCGCGAAGUCGCUUUGCACGACAACAUACAGGCCAGGGAUACAUGGUGUCCCUUCUGCUCUCAGUGGGUAGACACACCGCUGCAGAUGACACCGUAUUUUUCGGAACCGGUGUGCAAUGAGUGCAAGAGGUCGGCAGAAAGGGGCGUUCACAGCAAUAGCCAAAGGAGCCGAAAUGUUGGUGAUCAAGAAGAGAGAUCUGCUUGUAACAUUGCUGCCGAGAAGGAAAGCGGAGUUCGCGUAAAUCACAUCGAGGGAAGGGCAGUAGAGAACCCUCCAGCAGCCAGUGCACCUAACCUGCCCAGUAGUACACUGCAGCAUGACUCGAAGGAUGCCAAUGGAUCUAUCGAACAGGGAGUUGGUAGAUCGGCAGAGGAGACUCGUCCAGCACCCAGCGCAGCUAUCCAGAGAGAAUCUUCCGCUGGCAUUCGCAGCCGUGGGGAAGUUGCCUGGCAAGACAACCACGAGGACAGGGGUGGAGAAAGAUGUUCCUUCUGCUCUCAGUGGACAGCAGAAGCAUCGCUGAAGAUGUCGCAGUAUUUUUCGGAACCGGUGUGCAAUGAGUGCAGGAGCGAUUGGCAGCAGAGAACUCUCCAGCAGCCAAUCACCUGCCCGGGAAUGCACAUCGCCAUGCCUCCAAGGAUGCGCGCAGAUCAACUAGCAAGCGAAGAAGGUAAAAGGUCCUACCUUCCGCGGAUGGAUGGUUGA